Messenger RNA from Dermatophagoides pteronyssinus (European house dust mite), 858 nucleotides. RefSeq lists its product as uncharacterized. The record is from RefSeq and is a predicted model, not a curated record. Lineage: Eukaryota; Metazoa; Arthropoda; Arachnida; Sarcoptiformes; Pyroglyphidae.
AUGAUUUCAUCCAAUGGAUUUAAUCUAGUAAUUAUUGAUAUAUUGAUUGGUUGUUUAUUUGUCGAAUGGAUGUGGUUUAAUUUGUUCAAUAAUGUUCUACAUUAUCGUUGUUCAUUAGUUGAUUUUCUUGCACAUAAUCUUCAUAUUGAACAAGAUAAUCUUGUUGAAAAAUUACGACCAAAACAUCAACGUUUUCUUAUCAAUUUAUAUACAAUUACAAAUAUAAUGGCUAAUUGUUUUUAUCUAAUGGUUAUUAUGGCUUUGAUCAUUGUAUUUAUAAUCUAUACAAUGUUAAUGAUUUAUUUAUCAUGUAUGUUGGGACAAAUAUUUCUUUCAAUCAAUUUUCUUGUAAUUUUAAUUGAAUUUUGUCGUAUACGAAUGAAACGAUUAUAUAAUUUAUCAAAAAUCAUCGAAUCAAAUAAUCAACGAUCAAUACGUUUUAGUCGAUCAUUAUGGAAACGUUUUGUAAAUGAUUAUUGUGAAUUAUUUCAUGAUAUAUCACGAUUAAAUCAAACUGUUCGUAUUACAUUAUUUAAUUUAGAAAUGAUAUCCAAAUCAUCAAUUAUGACAGCAUUUGUAUUCUAUAUUCAACAAACCGAUAUGAAAAUAGCAAAUAUAACAAUAAUAUUAGCAUUAAUAUCAGCAUUUACAUAUACAACUUGUCUUUAUUCACGUGUUUCAAUCAUACCAUCAUAUAAUCAAUGUUGUGUACGAUUAUUUUAUAAUUUAUUUGCACGUUUACAAUGUUCAAAUCAAAUGACCAAAUCGAUUAAAGAAAUUACGAACAAAAAUUAUCGACAUAUAAUACGUAAAAAUCUAUUCCUACAAACAAUGUCGAUCAAUCGUUUUGCGUUGUAA